CUCUGCAUCACAGUUGCGGCUCUUGAACGCAGCCUGCUCGUGAACAGGAAGUGCAGUGACGCUGGCGCGGUCGUUGAAAACAAACCCGGGCACAGACGGUGUUGACAUGACACCUGACAAACCUCGAUAGAAGCUGCAGCUUUGUUUUCACCACAGGGACACUCCACACACACUGGACAUGGAGCUAUCUCCCCUUAUAAAGAAAAUAGCUCACUCGCUGGUGGAGAUACGAGUUCGAGCACUGAAGAGCAUCAUAUCCAAGCUGGAGCAUUCCCUGAUCUCCGUCUCUGACAUCGUCCAAGAGAAGAUGCUGUUUGUGUAUCUGCUGGAGUGGUUUAAUUUCCCCGAGGUGCCAAUGCAAGAGCAGGUCCUGGAGCUGCUCACAACCCUGUCAAAGCAUCCGAGUGCAGCGCAGAUGCUGAGAGACGUCGGCGCAGUGGACUUCCUCACUCAGCUGUCUCCUAACGUGGAGCCCAGACUGCGAGCUGUCAUCAGUGGAACCCUGGACCAGCUGUUCCAGCUGCCCGAGCUUCUCCCCGGCAAAACAAUAGUCUACUCACAUGGUCCAUGUAAUGCAGCUCUGACAGCUCCAUCAGUUGUUCCACCUGAAGAUUUUCCUAAAAUGGGCUAUUUCCACCAGAGUAUGCCAGCUCGUACAGAAGUUCCACCUCACAAGAUCCCAGUGCACGAGUCUGUGAGAUGUCUGAAGUUUUCUGUGUUUCCUUGGCUGACUUUGACAAACACAGACAGACACAUACUUUCAUCCAAUGAGAGUUCCCUAAGGAGCAACAACCCAAACUUGGUGAGAACCACAUGCGAUCUUCUGUGUGAUGUGAUUAUGCAGGACUUUCCUCCAGAGAUCUUCCUGCAGAGGCCAAGUAUUGUAAAGAACCUUAUUUCUCUGUUGAGGGGGGGUUCUGGCAAAGGUGAGUCGAGCUACCUCCACUUGCAGGCUCUCUCCUGUCUGCGGCAGCUCUGUGCAGGGCUACGGAGGAGACUGCGUUUUCAUCAAGAUCCAAGCUUCUACUCUACAAAGCAAGAUCCAGUGUCCCAGAAUUCCUCCUUCUCCUACUCCCAGGAGGUGCGGGGGACCCAGCGUUCCAACGCCUCCUCUCCAGGGGGAGAGUGCUCUCCCCGACCCUCUGUGGUGGGACGUACAGGCCAAAGAGCCAGGGGAGAUGGCCAAGAUGGGGAUAUAGCUUCCAACAGUGGCAGCUCGCACAGAGGUGGUGCUGCAACCCAGGCCCUCAGGCAGACGGCACAGUCACCUGCAGAUGCGGCCCAUCUGGAGCUUCCUGACCUGGGUGUGGAAGAUGUCCUGGAGCUGCAGUUACAGCAGCUCACUCUGGCCCAGUUCACUGUUUCCAUCAUGGAGCAUGCUCUACCACUUCUUAAGACAGAGGGUUCACAUGUGUUCCAUCGUGUUCUGGGGCUGCUCUGUGAUGCCAUCCUCCUGCUCGGGGACAGCGUUUGUGAGUUGGUCUGGGACGAUUGCAGCCUGGUGGGGAUGGAGUUGAAAGAGAAGCUGCAAGCCUUCAUGGAGUUACUGAGCGAUAUCCUGAGCUACCAUCAGAGCCAUCCAGCAGACAUUUCUCACAGCGCUCAGAUUCACCACAGAAUGGCCUACACAGGCACAGCCAUAUUCACCAUUAAACUCCUACAGACCAUCCUCCCUCCUGAGAAGGCUGGUGACAAUCUCCCAGAAAGCACUGCGACAGCUGUAUUCCAUCUAUGCUUGGACACAUCAUUGGGAAGUUUAUUACCCAGCAUGCAAGAGACAGCAGUGGCUUACUUGGAGCAGGUGAACUCUGACCACCACAACCUCUACAGGAGGGUGACCCGCGCUGCCCUCUGGAUGGAGUCCACUUGCAACUUUCUCAAGGAAGCACAAGCUGAGGGAGAAAAAAACUGGUUGGAGUUACUGGAGCUGGCAGACCAGGCCAUCGACGGCCUCCCGUUUCACCAGCACUUACCCAUCAUCAAAGAAUGUGUUCACAUCUGCUCUUACCUGUGGAAGUUUGAUCAGCCUAGUCCGCUUCUCCAGACAGAGAGCCAGAAACUUCUUCUCAAGUUGCUGUCUCAUUCUUUACCGUCCGUCAAGACGGAUACGUACACAUGCUGUCUCAACAUGGUCAAGGACUGCGUCGGCAUCCAGAAUGUGUCAAGACAGCAAAAAGGAGCCUGUGAUGGAAUCAACUUCCUGCUCCACCACAGAGUGCUCUAUGAAAUAAGCGCGUUUGGACUCCAGGACUCUGCAGAAAAAGUGAACGUUGCUGCCAAGGAUAUCCUGCUAUUCCUGCUCAAGGGACGAUUGAUGAUGACAGCAUCAACCUGGGACAGCUUCAAUGAGGCACUUUACCCGGUCAUGCCCAUAUUGCAGGGUUUUGCCGGCACCGAAGAGUCACUGGGUAACUGUGUCCUGCUGAUAAGUGACACGUCGGACGUGACAAGAGACAACGUGUUUCCAAGCUCAGCCAAACUAAAAGCAGCACUCCGUCUCCUUUUCACUAAACAGCCUGCUGUGAGAACAGCAGCAGUGCAACAAGUCAUUCCUCACCUAACCAACACUGAUGAAGCUAAAACAGUCAGACCAGACCUGGAUCAACCAGUGAUCUCCACGCUACCCAAUCUCUACUGCGUCAGAAAUCCUUUGGACAUCUCACUGGACACAAACAGCAAGUCUGUUCUCAAGGUGGAGUCGGUGGAGAAGCUGUUUUGUAUCCUGUCCUCAGACACUGUUGACAUCGCUCUGAAAAGAUCGGCAGCCGAGCAGCUGUCUGUGGUGCUGCAAGACACGACAAUGCACCCAGUGCUGAAGAAUCUUGGAAUAACAGACAAAGUCAUUACUUUCAUUAUGGGAAGUGUCAACGGCAACAAGAGCUUGGAUUGCCUGCUGGAGCCUUGUGUAUGUAUCCUGAGGAAGCUGGUGUAUGCUGAUCCAUCUCUGAGGCACAGCCUGGCACAGCGCAACCUCCUGCUCCUCACACUGCUUAGGGCAUCCCUGAUAUUAAAGGAGAACAAAAGCAGUGGAAAUGAGAUCGCUAUCUUAAUGAGUUUGCUGCUGUUUGAUGAGAUUGCUGGCAUAGAAAUAUGGUCGGACAAAUCCAGCACAGAUGUGACACUCGCACCGUUCUCCCUACCACUGACAGUAAUACGCAGGUACAACCUCCCGUUCCAGGCAGCGAGUCAUCACGCAGUCAGCCCGUACUGCUGCGUCCUGCCUUCAUCCUCUGGCCUCCUGACCCUGGCCCCUGCGCGCCAAGCCCUGCAGGUGGCCUGGAACACUGCAUGGUAUUCUGGGAUAGACAACCUCCUUGAGGAGCUGCAUGGCAGCUCAAGCAGGGACCCUGAAUUUCAUCAUGACUUAAAGCUGUCAGACGAACAGGUUCUGUGGCUGCGGGUGGUGCACCUCCCUGCCGCUUUGCAGGACUGCAUCCAGGCCAUUGGCAAGGCAGCAGGACACAGGUCUGUGACCUCUGCCCUCUCCAGGCUCAGCCUCUACCUGCUGAUUGACAGACUGACCCUCCCUCAUGUCCCCAGCCACAGUUGCAGAGACACUCUACACUCACUCAGUUGGCAAUCAGCAGUGACCAGGUUUCUCCAGGUGCGCCCAGCCUGUGUUGAGGAUGAGAGGUUGCUGGUGGGCAUUGUUGCAUUUUUGAAUGCCUACUUCAGACAGAUGCACACUGAGUCUGCAUCUGACCCAGAGGACGAGGACCUGCGCUGGAUACUAGAGCUGCUUCUCAGCCAGGAGUCGGUGUCCCUCCUGAAUUUGCUGCUUGUUGUGGAAACUCAGACUUCGACUCAGAACUCAGGGGAACCAGAAGAAGUGAAGAACCACGUCGGCCAGAGACUGCAGAGAGAACUCACCAGCUUCUUCAAUACAUUACUCCUCCGCAUAUCAUGCACCACUGACAGGCUAUGUUUGGCAUUAGCGGGCCCCUUCAAGAGCCAGCUGGCAGUGUGUCUGCUCCGGAGCCUGCGGGUCUCUGAUGCCCCUCGUUUCUAUGGCCUUCCCAGCCUGGAGAGGACGCUGCAGGGCAUGGUCGGCCUGACUGCCCAGCCUGGCUGGAGCUCUCACUGCCCUGACCUGGAGCCCGUCUCCCUCUGCUCAAAGUAUCUCAGUGGGCUGCUAGAGGUGAUCUCCUCUUUUUAUGUUGAGUGGGGAGGAAACUCUAUGUCGUUCAUGGGGAAAGGUGUGACAAAGAAUGCCGUCAUCUCUCUGCUUCACCUGUCGCAUGAGAUGUUGACUGAAAACAAGGACAAGGACUUCAUUUCCCAGUGGUCUUUGGGAAAUGAGGCAGCUGCCGAGGAGGCUAGUAACUCUCAGCUGGGUUUGGCCUGGCUCAUCCCACUAUGGGUGGAUCGAGAUCCAGAGGUGAGGUUCGCCAGCUUGGCUUUGGGUGGAGCUCUGUCGUCGGUGCCCAGUGGGUGCCAGGCUCUGUGUGCGAGCUGUCAGAACAUCAGUGGAGGUCUGUGGGGCACGUUGCUCAACAUCCUCCUGGAUCAGCAGGAGAGCAGCAUGAUCCGCAGAGAGGCUGCUUUUAUCCUGCAGAACUUGCUGGUUAUGCCCAUGCCAGCCAACGCAGAGGAGGCCAAGGACUCAGACUGGCAGCACCCAUGUGUCCAUGAUGAGGUGUCUGGCCUCUCUUUGGUGGGUCUCCCGGCGCUCCAGGCUUUGCUCUACCACUGUCAGUUCUUCCAGCAUGUGGCUCUCUCUGCCUCCGUUUGUUACCGAGGCAGGUACACGUUCCAACUACAACCUGCUGGCAGUGGCAGUUCUCGGGAGAGUGAGUCACUGGAUUCUGAGAGUUCUCUGUGGUUCUGGAGAUGCGACCCACCAGCACCAGCUCCUAACUCUCGGAGACCCUCCAGCUCCCUGUCUACAUCCAGCACUGUGAUUAGAGGCUCAGAGCCACACAUCCCUAAGGCUUUCUCAUCACUGAGCAUCUCAGAAGAUACUCCUGCCAGCAGGCUGACGGCUCAAGGUACUACAGAGAGAGAAAAAGAUCUCGUGGAAAUCAGGCCCAUCGAGAAAUGUCUGAAUGAAUUGAAUUCACCCAACGUGCUGCCAGGAGAGAGAGAAGACAUCAAGAGCCAGUUUGUCACCUUGCUCCAGUUCCUGUCUGGCUUCUCGAAGCUGCUGCAGGCAUGUAUCACAGUGAACCAGCAACUGAUUCCUGUGCUGGACUUCACGAAACAGCUUAUGUCGACUCUGGUUGCAGUUCUCAUGCUGGACACCAAAGGAUUAGAUGCAGGUACGCGGGACACGGUUUGUCUGUGCUGGGCAGACGUGUUUAUGCUCCUGGCUACUCUGGUGAGGAGGGACAGCUCAGCGGCGUUCCCAUCUGUCUCUGCUGCACUGGGGAAACGCUGGCGGACAUUCGCAGGAACAUUAUCAGUGUGUUUGACUGAGAAGUUUGCAGACCCUCAGCUCCACACAGUGGCUCUGCAAUUCCUCUGUGCGAUUUUCACAGAGGAGACUAAGAGUCGAGGUGAAGAGGCCACGACCCCUAACUCCAAGUGUGCUACUUCUUUAACUGACAUUGUGAAUGGUCCCUCGGCCGGCCUGCUCUGUGAACUGUUACUCCAGAAUUUUGAUAAGAGGACCCUUCAGGACCCUUUAAAGAAGCUGACAGCGCGAGCUCUGAUGACACUGUUAGCAUGCAGCCCCACAGCUCAAAGCCAUGCAGCCGAAGCUGGUUUAAUUGACAGCUGUGUGGAGCAAAUAAAGCAGACUCAUUCCCAGCUCCACCUGGAGUCAGUCCGACCCAGCAAGGCUUCUCUCCGCAAAAAGGAAGAGGCUCAUUUAAAGGAAGUCAGGCUGAGUGUGGAGAUCCUGCGGAGCGCUACUUACCGCAACGAUGAAUGCAAAGUUGUGGCUUCAGAUGCUCGCCUCACACUGACCCUCUAUGCUCUUUGGCCUUGGCUCCUAUUGGACGACCCCACCAUGGAGGCAGUGCUGGAGCUGCUGUGCGUCUAUACAGCCAACUGCAGCACAGCAUGCAGUUCUCUCUGUGGGAGUAUUCCACCAGGAUCUAAAGGCUCCAGUAGCUCUCUGAUGCAUGCUGUGAUGAAGCUGGCCUCAGGGGUUGCCCCGGACAACAGCCCAGUCCAGAAGCUGGCCUUCUCUCUCCUGACAAACCUUUCAAUGUCCCGCGACUGCAGAGGCCUCCUGCAAAAGAAUAACUUUCUUCAAGCUUUCGUUUCGGUGCCAGUGCCCAAGGCAGGUGGUGGUGGCGGCGUACUGGGCCUGUGGUUGAAGCUGCUGGUCACCCUCUCGUUCGCAGAAGACAUCCAGCAGAGUCUCCUGAGGGUGACCGGAGUCCUGGAGCUGCUGGCAGACUUGGCAGCUCACCGGCGAAAUGCGCUGCUCACCCUUCACAACCUCUGCUUCUGGCCCGCCAACAAACCUCACGUCAUUGCCAGUGACAAAGCCAUGAAGACACUGCUGUGCUGUCUGGAAAGCAAAGAGAUGGAGACUCGCUGUAUGGGAGCGUCCGCACUUUGGGCGUUGCUCCAUAACAAUCAGAGGGCCAAGACGACGAUGAAGUGUCCCUCAAUACGACGGAGGAUUGAAGAGGCACACGCCAUCUCUAAGAAAGCUGCAGAGAACAGUCAGGAUCCGAUGAGCCCCUACCUGUUGAAGUGCUUUGAAAACCUUUCGCAGCUGCUAAAAAACUGAUUGUAUUUAUACUUGUGUGUCUUUGUAUCAUUUUUUAUACUUAGGAAUAUUAAAGUGGCAGAUUUUAGGUGCUGUCUUCGCAGCAACUUCACACACAAUGCUUUUUUUUUGUGAGCAGUUUGACAUUCUAACACCAGUUUUGGUUUCAAAUUCAGCAACUGUAGCUCGAACGUCAACAGAAGUGAACUUUGAACACAGCCCUGCUUCACUCAUUGAUCUGUUACCAUCAUUGCAGAACUCUUGCAAUGCACCAAAUCCAAACUUUGCUUUUCCGUGCAAACGUCCAAUGCCUGGCUGCACUGAAGCACAGCUGUGCUCUGAAGUACUGGCUUAUAUCAGCAUGCUAACAUGCUUUGGCAGGUUUCGUUAAUAAUAUUUCAUAAUUAGAACGGAACACAAGUUAAAUCAGAAAUUGAUGUGAACUAUCCCUUACGUUCAUUACCCCCUGGUGUAAGAGGGAAUUCAUUCUGUUAAUCGAUAUUUGCCACAAAUAUCCUCCUGCACGAGACAGAAACUGGAUGAAGUGCCCAAGUCAGUAGGAUUCAUCUAAUUCUUACAUCUAU
This is a messenger RNA of Paralichthys olivaceus (Japanese flounder), 7248 nucleotides long. Lineage: Eukaryota; Metazoa; Chordata; Actinopteri; Pleuronectiformes; Paralichthyidae. The record is from RefSeq and is a predicted model, not a curated record.